Messenger RNA from Eimeria necatrix, 3777 nucleotides. RefSeq names its product SNF2 family N-terminal domain-containing protein, putative. Lineage: Eukaryota; Apicomplexa; Conoidasida; Eucoccidiorida; Eimeriidae. The record is from RefSeq and is a predicted model, not a curated record. The transcript is spliced from 7 exons. The coding region runs from base 1 to 3777 and encodes 1258 amino acids. Gene Ontology annotation, molecular function: protein serine/threonine kinase activity. Gene Ontology annotation, biological process: intracellular signal transduction; positive regulation of apoptotic process. Gene Ontology annotation, cellular component: nucleus.
AUGGAUGCAGCGGCGUUGCGGUUUGAAGAAGUCCUUUACCGCCGCGGGUCCUCCAAGCUGCGGCUCUCGGAGACGGUGCUGGCAGCAGCAGAGUCUGCUGCUGCUCCUGCUGCUGCUGCUGCUGCUGCUGCUGCAGCAGCAGCGGGCGGGGCGGACACUGCUGCAGCAAAGCCGCCCCUCAAGAGCCUGCAGGCCUUCGACUGUGGGGCCCUGCUGCUCCCAGAAGCAGCAGCAGAAGCAACGAACCUGCAGCAGCAGCAGCAGCAGCUGGUGGAGUCGCUGCGCUUUGGGGCUGCAGCUCUUGCAGCAGCAGACAGCAGCAGCAGCAGCAGCAGCACGGGGAAGGCAGCGGCGCAGGAAGAGAACCUUUUCGAUUCCUUGCAGAUAGAAAAGAUUCUCGAAGAUGCUUUUAGUGAUGCUGCUUCUUCUGCUGCUGAUGCAGCUGCUGCUACAGGGGCUGCAACAGCAGCAGCAACGGCAGCAGCAACAGCAGCAACAACAGCAGCAGCAGCAGCAGCAGCAACAGCAGCAGAGGACCAGAUGAGCUCUGGGGAGUCUAUUUAUGUCUUUGAAGAAAAAGACUUUACUCCUUUUGUUAGAGGAAAUGCUCGCGUAGAUGAUGCAGCAGCAGUGGAGUCUCUUGCUGCUGCUGCUGCUGCUGCUGAAGCUGCUGCUGCUGCAGAUGGCUCCAAAGAAGAGGGCAGGCAGCAGCUUCCUCAGGAGACACCUGAGGAGCGGCGAAUGAGGCUGCAGCGGGCGGUGCGGCUGGAGAAGCUGUGGAGCGCCCAGGGCUACAGGUCUUGUGCGCUUCGAAUUGCUGGAGAGGCAGACCCUCGCUACUUCCCAGGACCAACAGCUGCUGCUGCUGCUGCUGCUGCUGCUGCUGCUGCUGCUGCUGGCGUUGCUGCUGAGGCUGUCGGAGACACGCAGCCAGCUCACGGAGAGUCGGAAGCAGCAGCAGCAGCAGCAGCAGCAGCAGCAGCGCAGCGGGCAGUCCCUGCAGAGUCCUUCUUCCUCUUUCCCCCGCUGCAAGACGACGAAAGGGAGCUGGAGGAGGAAGCCGCGGCAGCCCGCAGCAGCAGCAGCAGCAGCAGCAGCAGCAGCAGCAGCAGGUACCUGCACUUGCGCGUCGGCGACGCCACUCGCCCCCAGACUGUCUGGGGGGCCCCCAGGGGCCCCCAAGUGAUUUGCCUGUUUGUAGAAAAGGGGGGCCGGUGGACUUCGAGGGGCUUUUUUGCUGCUGUUGACAGACUCAGUGCAGAGCCGCAGCAGGCUUUCAUCCGGGCUCACAAGUGUCGAGACCUGCGGGGGGGCGACGUGCACUUGGUCCGCAUCCGCGAGGGUCUUUUUGCUGCUCUUGCUGUUUGCAUUGAGGAGAGCAGCAGCAGCAGCAGCAGCAGCAGCAGCAGCAGCAGCAGCAGCAGGAGAGGCGGCGGCGGCUUUUACGUGAAAGUGAAGGACUUGCUGCGGUGCCUCACGCUGCUGUCUGUACACUGCAGGGCCCACGCAGCGUCGCUGCACCUCCCCCGCUGCAGCACGCCCUGCCGGUACAGCCUCAGCAGCAGCAGCAGCAGCAGCAGCAGCAGCAGCAGCAGCAGCACGAAUGAGCUGCUGCACAGGCUGCUGCAGGAGACCUUCGCAAGGAGACAGGUGCAUGCGAUAACUUAUUUGCUGCCGCGGAAAGGAGACACCUCAAGCGGCGCUGCAGCAGCAAGAGACAGAACUGCUGCAGCGGGAAACCCCACAAGCAGCAGCAGCUACCGCAGCAGCCAGCAGCUGAGAGACACAAACGCAGCAGCAGCAGCAGCUGCAGCAGCAGCUGCUGCAGCAGCAAGGCCUGAUGCACGGAGAAGAGAUGAGCAAGAGGGAAAGAUUAAGACAGAAGUAAGGGGACCUCUUGGCCCCACAGGAUGGUGCGCACUCCGGAAAAAGCCGCGGAUCGACCCACAACAGCAGCAGCAACAGCAGCAGCAACAGCAGCAGCAGCAGCAGCUGCUGCAGCAACAGCAACAGCCGCAGCAGCAGCAACGGCAGCAGCAGCAGCUUGCCUCUGGAAGCAAAUACGCUGGUAUAGCAGCAGUGGAUGCUGCUGCUGCGAGUACACUUACAGAGGCGGAGAAGAGCAAUAUAGGCUCAGCAGCGGCAGCAGCAGCAACAGCAGCAGCAGCAGCAGCAGCAACAGCUGCUGCAACAGCGAGGGAGCAGCAUCCAAACGCUGAGCAGGAAGAAGGUAGAAAGAGACCAACAGCAGCUGCCGAGCGGCUGCUGUCUAGUCCUGCUGCUGCAGUUGCUGCUGCUGCUGCUGCUGCUGCCGUUGCUGAAGAAAAAGUCGCCCCGUGUUUUGAUGCGAAGACGGAGACACAGCAGCAGCAGCCGCAGCAGCAGCAGCAACGACAACAGCAGCCACAGAGUGAGCAGCAGCAACAGCAGCCGAAGCAGCAGGAGCCACCACAGCAGCAACGACUGCAGCAGCAAGAGCGGCUAGAGCAGCAACGACUGCAGGAGCAACAGCAGCCGCAGCAGCAACAGCAGCAGCAGCAACAGCAGCAGCAGCAGCAGCUGCAGCAACGAAGACUGCAGCAGCAGCAGCAGCAGCUGCAGCAGCGAGGGUUUAGCCGGCCCCUUGUGCCCCCAAAUGUGGGGUUUCGAGUGUCUCUACACAGCAGCAGCAGCUUGUGGCUGCUGCACUCCUCUAUCUGCAGCAGCGUGCUGCUGUACCUUCGCCAAGCCCUAUUAGCUGCUGGUGCUGCAGUAGGGUUCGGGGGCCCCCAAGGCCAGGGGGCCCCCCAGGGGCAGCAGGGGGCCCCCUACUCUCGGGGGGCCCCCCAGGGGCAGCAGGGGGCCCCCUGGGGGGCCCCCCAGGCCCCCUGGGGGGCCCCCCAGGGGCAGCAGGGGGCCCCCUGGGGGGCCCCCCAGGAGAAGCAGGGGGCCCCCUGGGGGGCCCCCCAGGGGCAGCAGGGGGCCCCCUGGGGGGCCCCCCAGGGGCAGCAGGGGGGCCCCCGAGGUGGCCCUCCAACUGUUUGGCUGAUUGUGGGGAUGGGCUUUUUGCAGGAGGUUCUGGGCCUGGUGGAGCAGCAGCAAACGGAAGACGCUGUGCUGCACCCUGCUUUCGCCCGACUUGCUGCUGCUCUCGUGUCUGCUGCUGCUGCUGAUGAGCAGCUGCGCCGGCUUGCUGCAGCAUGGGCCUUUUCUGGGUUGCUGCUGCAGCUGCCGUGGUCAGAAGGUUUUGUUGCUGUCUCCUUCUGCAGCACGAGCCGCGGAGACGCAGCAAACCAGCCUGCUGCUGCUGCUGCUGCUGCUGCUGCUGCUGCUGCUGCUGCUGCUGCUGGUGUGGGGCGACUUAAAGUUCGCCUCGAGUUCUCAGAUUUCGCAGAAGCUGCUGCUGCAUGCGGCGCUGUCCCGGUGUCUUUUGUGUGGCAGUGGCAGCACCGGAGGGAGGGGCGGGGCCCUGCAGCAGCAGCAGCAGCAGCAGCAGCAGCAGCAGCAGCAACAGCAGCACGAGCAAGAGGGGAAGCAGCAGCGGCGGGGCCCAGCACUUGGCAGCAGGCCCUGACUUUGGUGGGCGAGUGGAGGCAGAGAGCAGCAGCAGCAGCAGCAGCAGCAGCAGCACCGCAGCAGCAAACCACAGGGGACAGAGCUGUCCCGCUCACUCUGCUUGCUGCGCUGCUGCUGUGGGACAGGCAGAGACGGGCGCAGCAGCAGCAGCAGCAGCAGCAGCAGCAGCAGCAGCAGCAGCUAAGUGCUGCUUGCAGCCCCGUUAGCUUCUACGGGGCGUAA